AUGAAAUUUGGUAAAGACCUGGAAUCGCGACAAUUGACGUUGCCCGAGUAUAAUGGCCACUUCAUCGACUACAAGGGCUUGAAAAAGCUUAUCAAGCAUCUCUCGGGCCCACCACUACCGCCCACGGUGGAGGCGCCCGAAAUAGACCAAACACACGUAUAUCAAGUGCUGCAAGAACACAGGGCAUCGUUUUUUUUCAAAGUGGAACGGGAACUGGAAAAAGUCAACGAAUAUUACUUGGAAAAAGAGGCCGAUAUGCGUGUCAAAUUCGAUAUUUUGAGAUCCCGGUACCAAGAUUGCGUCAAGCGUGGCAAAUUGUCGUCAAAAUCCACGCUUGCCUACAAACAGCUGCGCGAGGGAGCCAAAAAAUUCGAAAGAGACUUGUCCCAUUUAGAACAGUUUGUAGAGCUCAAUCGCACUGGGUUUUCCAAAGUACUGAAGAAAUGGGACAAACGUUCGCAUUCGCAAACCAAAGAUUUCUACCUGGCCACUGUAGUGUCGGUGCAGCCCGUUUUCACACGCAACGAAGCUUCCAGGCUGAACGAUGAGGUCUCCACCAUUUUGCUGGAACUGAACACCAUUAGCGCGCAGGAAGAUCCAUAUGCCUAUUCGACAUCCUUCCCGUCCCAUGCUUCGUACCCAAAAUUGACAGAUCUUUCCAAUCCCAAUACCUCUCAUCGAAUUGCCUCUACCACUUUGCUUCCAGCACCAGGCAUUGACUCCAUCCAGCCGGAUUUUAGAACAGGAAAUAUGGACAUUAGCAUGGAGAUCGAAACCUGGUAUAUGGAAGCCCAAAAUAUCGCCAAAUUGAAAGAUGAAGAACCGCGAACACGGCUCUUGCGUCAAUUUGCAGCCGAGAAAAUACCUAAUUUUGUUGAAAAGACUGUACCGAAAAGCCGAAUUGACAAAGAUGUCAUAAUGAGAGAUGCGUUAACAAAAGUAUUUCUACUGCUAGUCAGUAGUUCUAUCGAUGAUGCUUCUCUUAGCGUGUUCCUAAAAGCCGCUGCGCCGAACAUCGAUUUCUCUUAUGCAGAGGAAGACGAGGCCGUCUUUUCAAAACGUAACAUUUUUCAUGAAGCAGCGAGCUGCGAAGGGCAUGCUAGAAAUUUCGUACUUCAGGAAGCUAUAGAGCAGUGUCGCGACUUCACUUUACCCCAGGAGGUUCUGCGGAAACUAUUAAACGCUCAAGAUGCAAACGGACGUAUUCCAUUACAUUAUGCUUGCGAUUUAGGGAAAAAGGAGUUUGUUGAAUUGUUGAUGAGAUCUCUGCUGCUGGAUACGGUGGAUGUGGUGGACAAUGACUCCAAGACUCCUUUAGUUCUUGCGGUGAGUAAUAAUUGCAUCGAGAUUACAGAACUACUGUUGAACUCUCAGAUUAACACUUCAUCAGAAGCGGCUGAAUCUAAAAAGCCUCAUUUCAACCCACUAAACGUGGCCUGCGCUCAUCUUAAUUACGAAGCCGCAAAGUCAAUACUUAACUUGAGCAAUAUUGAUCCUACAGCCGUCCGGGAUACACAGGGCAGAUGCCCUUUGCACAUAACAGCUAAGAAUGGUGGAGAUGCCAAAUUGAUAGAGCUGCUUGUAUCUCACGGUGCAGAUCCAAACGGUGUUGAUGGGUUUAAUGGAUGGACGCCCGUAUUUUACGCCAUUCAGGAAGGUCAUCGCGAAACUGUAGCCGGAUUGCUCAAAUGUGGCGCUCGCAUGGACAUCAAGGACGAUGAUAACCUUUCACCUUUUUUUUUCGCCCUUUGGGAAGGACACUUGGGCGUCAUAAACCUUUUAAAAGAUCAUCUAAGUGCUGUUAGGCCUAAUCCAGAUUUGAUCGUCAGCCCUCUGAAAUCGGCACUCGAUCCGGUUGAUUUGUUGAGCCCAGAAGAUUCUUUAAACGGAAUCCCUGAUUUUGCCCUACCGCCUCCUAUCAUACCAUUGCGUAAGUAUGGUCACAAUUUCCUGGAGAGGAAGAUAUUUGUUGAAAUAGGUUUUUCUCCCGGCACUUCUUCAAUUGUGCUUAACAAGGAAGACGAGAUGGUCUUGUCAUCACCUGGUCGUGUUACGCUCACGUCGAACAUAUCUGACAUUAUUCCAAGGAAUAUUCUUUUGCCUAUUGAAGAUGGUGAAGAGAGUUUCGUUGUUUUCCAAGUUGAUUCCUUGGAGAAAUUUUCCAUUGAUUUUGAAAUCUUCCCGUCGUUUGGUACUCGCAUGAUUGCAAAGACCACUGCUCUUUCAUCACAAUUCCAGACGUUUCAAGCGAGUCCCUCAAACAAGGGUGACUUUGUUCUCCCAUUAUUUGACAGUCGCUUGAAAAACGUAGGUCAACUGAAGUUCAAUUAUAGAUUGGUGUUCCCAUACAAUGGAACACCGCUGGAUGUCACGAAAUAUGAAACUUAUUGGAAGUCGACAAUGAGUAAUGAGACGGGAAAAAGUGGAAAUCAGCUAAUCACAUCAUCUUCUUUAUCAGGUCGCUACAUCAACUUUUUUGUCACAGCUUUGAAUGAUGGUACCAUAGUAGUGGCACCAAACAAAACCAUCACGGUGGGUCCUAUGAGUUUAAAGUUACUGGACUUGAAUGCUGCUCAAUUGGAAUGCCUUGUUGGGUACUCUUUGAAUGGAUUUUCUAGAGAUUCUGAGGCUUUCAGCUUUCAGGAGCUGCUUGCUGAACGCUUCGUCACUUUAGAUGCACUGCUGAGCAAAAUACCCUUGAAUUCGCACUUGGACAUAGAAGUUUGUUUUCCCACAGAGUGCGAAUUCAAGAGCAUACCUCUAAAGCUUUCGCCUCAUAUCAACAUCAACACAUUCAUCGACGGAAUUUUGACGUCAUUGUUUGCUCACGUCAGGGACAACUCUUUUGGUGGACAAUUGUCGUCGAUUGUUUUCACCUCCUGCAAUGCUGAUGUUUGCUCAAUAUUGAACUGGAAACAACCCAACUUUCCGGUCUUAUUCUACAUGAAUGGAUUAAGAAACGAAAACAACAAUCUUGUCAAAGACACCCCUCACCAUUUGUCGAAACUGGCGUUGAACCCUGAUGCUGUGGAUUUUGCAGAUCUGUGCUCUCGUAGUGUUCGCGAAAGCGUACAGUUCGCUACUUACAACAACCUUUUGGGAAUUAUUAUUCCGUUACAUCUACUAGGGGCCAGCCAACAAUUGAUUACUGAAAUUAGAGCACGCGGGCUGUUGCUAAUUGGCUCUACACUGGAAGGGGAUACGGAUAAAAGUGCCGUUGAUUUUUGGGUCGACGACAUCAACGGGUUGAGGGUUCGGGAUUACCUAGAUUUCAGAGGAAGCAUUGAGAUGUAG
Molecule: messenger RNA, 3294 nt
Organism: Lachancea lanzarotensis
Lineage: Eukaryota; Fungi; Ascomycota; Saccharomycetes; Saccharomycetales; Saccharomycetaceae
Gene: PHO81
Product: LALA0S07e02938g1_1
Exons: 1
Coding region: 1-3294 (1097 amino acids)
Biological process (GO): lipid metabolic process
Cellular component (GO): cytoplasm
Molecular function (GO): protein binding; phosphoric diester hydrolase activity
Source: RefSeq, a predicted model, not a curated record